Ostrea edulis (European flat oyster) is the source of this 2444-nucleotide messenger RNA. Its product is annotated as 17-beta-hydroxysteroid dehydrogenase type 6-like. Bases 739 to 1899 code for a protein of 386 amino acids. The transcript is spliced from 5 exons. NCBI's taxonomy places the organism in Eukaryota, Metazoa, Mollusca, Bivalvia, Ostreida, Ostreidae. The record is from RefSeq and is a predicted model, not a curated record.
UGUAUAAAAUCUAUCCGGCUGCGUGCAUUUACUGUUUGCCGUUUUGUCUUUUUGUAUGAAUUAUAUACAUAUAUAAUAUAUCUCAACAAAUUGCUUGCUCGUUAGAAUCUCGAUCGAUCUGACUGACACAAUGGUUGUAAUCAGAAUCAUUACUUUAAAAAAAAAUCGGCACCGCGUAUAGUAAUAUCGCUUGAAGCUACAGUUUUAGAGAUUUCCAUUCAAUACAAAACUUUAGAAUAACGAAUUACAUGUGGAUAAUAAGAUCUCGCUCCUUGUGUCAUGAGAAGAAAACAGUAGUUGCGAUACUUUGCAUUUAAAAAAAAAAGUUGGUCUACUACCGUGGCCUGUGUUUGUGUUUCCUUCCACUCAAGCGAUUAAUAUCUUAUUUGGGUGCGAGAUUGUAUUACGUGCGUACGAUCUUUUCUGUGACCACUGGCUUGCAAGUCAUAUUAGUGUCUGAAUGAAAACCCUGGGAGUUAAAUUCCCGAGAAAAGGAAGUCCCACUGGGUUUAAUCUGAUAAAACCGUAUCUCACACUUGUUUAAAGUGGGUUAGUACUGUUGUGAAACCGUAAAGGUGUUUUAUAGGACACAGUGUUUUCUGGGAUCCGUGUGGAUCUAGGCAAAGAAAUGCGUAUAUAUACAUAAACACAACGAAUUUGACCCAAAUAGCGAAUCUGAGGAUCAAUGCUUGCAACGUUGGGAAACUCCAGCAGGUUCGUUCAGACUGUCCUACGAAAAUGUCGACCAUACGAAAGAUUGGAUAUUAUAUAAUUGUUUCAGUAUUAUUUGUUUUCGUCGCCCAGACGUGUUUUCCACUACUCGUGUUUCUACAGGAAAACUUAACCAUUGGGAGUUUGUUCUGUGCAUUUUGUUUGGGGUUGGCUUUGAUUUUGUUACCUUCGUACUCGGGUACCGUCUCACCACAUGAUAAGGCCGUCUUGAUUACAGGUUGUGACAGCGGGUUUGGUCACAGUCUGGCUCUAAACUUGGACAAACAAGGAUUCACCGUUUUUGCCGGCUGCUUGUUUUCGGAUCGAGAAGGUGCACGGAGUUUGAAGGAAAAUUCCACGAAUCUUCACGUGGUGCAGCUGGACGUUACAGACGACUGGCAGGUCCGCAAAGCUGUGCAAUCUGUCAAAGAAAAUCUAAACGGAAAAGCAUUUUGGGCAUUGGUUAACAAUGCUGGAAUCGCAACGUUUCAAGAGAUCGAAUGGUGCUCCGUCACGCAGUUCCAACAAAUAAUGGAUGUCAACGUCAUUGGUGUUGUCAGGGUUACCAAAGCGUUUUUGCCGCUUCUGCGCGAAGGCGAUGGCCGUGUGAUUAACGUGGCUAGUUUGGCCGGUCGUUUCACCGUACCCGCUUUUGCAGCAUAUUCAAUGUCGAAGAAAGCAUGCAUUGCAUUCUCCGACGGAUUGAGACAGGAAAUGGCGAAGUUCGGUGUCAAGGUCAUCACUAUAGAACCCGGAUUGUACAGGACUCCAAUUGUUGAAUCGGAUUACCUCAUAAAUGCUAACCGGAAGUCGUGGGCGGAAACUCCAUCUGAGGUCAAGGAGGUGUACGGAGAAGAAUAUUUCGACGCUUUUUGUAAGAGCAUCUCCCUGCACAUGAAGCGCGCGCGCAGCAAUGUGGGGGAGGUUGUCAAACAGAUGGAAGAGGCUGUUACAUCUGCUUAUCCCAAACAUCGAUAUGUACCAUAUUGGAUUUCGGACAUGAGGGCCACCAUACUGGGCAUUUUGUCGGAUGAGACUAGGGACAAAUUCUUCCUUAAUACAUAUAAAUUGCCAACGAAACCGGCACAGACACCCAAAAGUCUUUCAAGGCAGAACUCGGCAUCGCCAACGUUUAAUUUAACGCUGAAAAAUGUGUUCAGACAAAAUUCAGAGUCUAAAAAGCCAUGAGGAAUGAACGAGCACUUCAUUAAAGAUCAUGAAGAAUGAACGACCGCUUUAUUAAACAAAGGUUUGAUUGAUAGUUUGUUAUAUGAAAGACAGACAAUUUUGAGGGGUAUUAUAUAUAUAAAGCUGAUUUAUAAAAGACUUUUUAAAAGAGGGGAUGAAAUGUUUAUCUUAACUAACACCUGUAAUGAGACCAAAGAUUUUCAGGGAGUCGUGAUUGAAGACCAGUAAGCUGCUUCAAUACUCGAUAUACAUAGGCGAAUUUCAUGGUAACAUGUCCGUGCAAUCGGUAUGUUUUAGAAUCCGCUACAUUCUUUUAUUCAGGUUGUUAUAUACCAAAGACUUGAUGUCAACCUCUGAAAUGCGUUGUGGAAAUGUAUAAACUUUUAUCAUCUAUUUAGCUGUACUCCGUGCAUGUUUUAUCACAGAAGUUUGUAGGGUUUUCAUGUUUUAUUAUUGAUUUUGUAUAUUCAAAGUUUUACGAAUUAUUAUUUUUCAGAAACUUUUUCAUUUUCCAUAUAUAUGUGAAUAAAUGUUAUUUAAUUAAU